AUGUCAAUUACAAAAGUUUACGCUCGUACAGUUUACGAUUCUCGUGGAAAUCCAACUGUUGAGGUUGAUAUUUCCACUGAAAAAGGCUCCUUCAGGGCAAUUGUUCCAUCAGGAGCAUCUACAGGGUCAUUAGAGGCAUUGGAAUUGAGAGAUGCUGAUAAAUCCAAAUGGCAAGGAAAAGGGGUUACAAAAGCUGUAAAUAAUGUUAACAAUAUUAUUGGGCCUGCUUUGAUUAAAGCUGAUUUAGAUGUCACAGACCAGAAGGCGGUUGAUAAAUUAAUGAUCGACUUGGACGGUACUAAAAAUAAAGAAAAUUUAGGUGCUAAUGCUAUUUUGGGCGUUUCUCUAGCAGUUGCUAAAGCAGGAGCAGCAGCUAAAAACAUUCCAUUAUAUAGCCAUAUUUCUGACCUUGCGAAAACAAACAAAAAGCCAUUUGUUAUCCCCACUCCGUUCUUUAAUGUUCUAAACGGGGGAGUUCACUCCGGUGGAGCAUUGGCUUUUCAGGAGUUUAUGAUUACCCCACUUGGUGCGCCUUCUUUCUUUGAAGCUGUGAGAUAUGCUAGUGAGAUUUAUCACAUAUUGAAAUCAUUGGCUAAAGAAAAGUAUGGAUUGUCUGCUGGUAAUGUAGGUGAUGAAGGUGGUGUAGCUCCCAACGUGAAUACUCCAAGAGAAGCGUUGGAUUUAAUUGUUACUGCAAUAAAUAAGGCUGGGUAUAAAGACAAAGUCUUUAUUGCUUUAGAUCCCGCGUCUUCCGAAUUUUUUAAAGACGGCAAAUAUGACUUAGAUUUUAAGAAUCCUAAAUCAGACCCAUCUAAGUACUUGAGUGGUAAGCAACUAUGUGAAUUAUACUUAGAGCUUAUAAAUGAAUAUCCUAUUGUUUCUUUAGAGGAUCCAUUCUCUGAACUUGAUUGGGAUUCAUGGUCAGAGUACUUUCCCGAGCUAUCUAAAAAAGUGCAAAUUAUUGCUGAUGAUAUAACUGUAACUAAUCCUGAGAUUAUUAAAAAAGGAAUCGAAAAGAAGAUUGCAAACAGCUUAUUAUUAAAGGUUAAUCAAAUUGGAAGUCUUAGUGAAUCGAUUGAAGCUGCAAAUGAGGCCUACGGAGCUGGCUGGAGUGUUCAAGUUUCUCAUAGGUCUGGAGAGACCGAAGACACCACGAUUGCUGAUAUUACUGUCGGACUAAGAACUGCCCAGUUAAAAAGUGGUGCUUGUGCGAGGUCUGAGAGAUUGGCAAAGUAUAACCAACUUAUUAGGAUUGAAGACGAAUUAGGCACUAAAGCUAUAUUUGCAGGAAAAAAUUUCCAGAAGUCAUCAUCAUUAUAA
Messenger RNA from Debaryomyces fabryi, 1320 nucleotides. RefSeq lists its product as uncharacterized. The record is from RefSeq and is a predicted model, not a curated record. Lineage: Eukaryota; Fungi; Ascomycota; Pichiomycetes; Serinales; Debaryomycetaceae. Gene Ontology annotation, biological process: glycolytic process. Gene Ontology annotation, cellular component: phosphopyruvate hydratase complex. Gene Ontology annotation, molecular function: magnesium ion binding; phosphopyruvate hydratase activity. The transcript has a single exon. Bases 1 to 1320 code for a protein of 439 amino acids.